AUGGCCAAGAAGUCGAAGAGCAAAUCCAUCGUUAAAAGCACGAAGAGUCAGGUGAAAAGCAGUCUUAGCAGCCGCGCGAAACCAAGUGAUGCAUCGGCAAGGCCGACGACGUCGACACGCGAUGGCAUUAAAUCCGUCAUGCAGUCUCGCGCCUCGCGUUCUACCCGCGAGACGCUGCGUGAGACGGUGAAUGUGGCCCGGAAAGCUCCUAGCGAUGAUCUGAUCAUCGCAGCGGUGCUGGUGGCUGCCCAGACGUUGUUGGCCUGUGUUGCAAUCUAUCUUGGCAUCGCUGAAUGGAACGACUGUCCGGUGCAGCGUCAUCUGCCGCGUAUCCUCCUCAUCACCGCGCUUUUCGUCUUGGCCAAGCAGGGCGUCGACCUUGUGACGAUGCUUAUGUACACCCGCGCACAGAAGAAGCCACCAUUGGUGGUCCUCAUUGUGCAAAUCGUCCUACGAACUGUGAUUCUUGGAAUGUUGAUUUUGAUGCUCGUGUUCUACCUGAUUGCUCGUGCCGACCGCGAUCCAGACUGGUCUCCAUCUGCAUCUGCCCCGUCCACCACCAAUCCGCCAUACCAAAGUGCUAAGCAACAGAUGGACCUGUUGAACCAGCAACCGGCAGAGAUCAAGCAAGAACCGGCUGUCUCCGAGGACAAACGCUGUGGCCCGACCAUCUACUAUGCCACCAUGACCUACGUGAUUUUGUGGCUACUGGGCCCUAUUCUCUUGAUGAUCCUGUUCUGCGCAUGCAUUGGAUGCUGCGUGCUGUUCUGUGGCCAGGCCACACAGCAAGGUGAUGAGGAAGAAGCACCCGAGACUUCCACUCGUUCGAAGAAGGAAUCGGAAAGGCCGGUCGUC
Messenger RNA from Mesorhabditis spiculigera, 855 nucleotides. The record is from the annotation of a GenBank genome assembly. NCBI's taxonomy places the organism in Eukaryota, Metazoa, Nematoda, Chromadorea, Rhabditida, Rhabditidae.